This is a messenger RNA of Aspergillus mulundensis, 579 nucleotides long. RefSeq names its product DNA-directed RNA polymerase III subunit RPC25. The record is from RefSeq and is a predicted model, not a curated record. The coding region runs from base 1 to 579 and encodes 192 amino acids. The transcript is spliced from 7 exons. Gene Ontology annotation, biological process: transcription initiation at RNA polymerase III promoter; DNA-templated transcription. Gene Ontology annotation, cellular component: RNA polymerase III complex. Lineage: Eukaryota; Fungi; Ascomycota; Eurotiomycetes; Eurotiales; Aspergillaceae.
AUGUUUAUCCUUACCACAAUCUCAGAUCUUAUCCAGAUUUCCCCAGAGGAUUUCUCCAAAUAUAGUUCCGUUGCCCUUGAGGACAACAUUAAUGAGAAGUACGCCAACAAAGUCAUCCAGAAGAUUGGGCUUUGUAUUGGCUUCUAUGACCUGUUAGAGUCAUCAGAUGGCUUGAUUGGUCAUGGGAAUGGACUUGUCAAUGUGAACGUGAAGUUCCGGCUCAUUGUGUUUCGCCCAUUCAGGGGAGAGAUUGUGUUGGGCAAGAUUUCGAGCGCUACCGAGCAUGGCAUCAAAAUCGGCGUGGAAUUCUUCAACGACAUCCUCGUACCUCCAGACCUUCUUCUGGAAGGCGCUAGAUUUGACUACCAAGACCAGGUUUGGAUCUGGGAAAACGAAGAAGGAACUUUCUACUUUGAUGUAGGAGAAGUUGUCCGCUUCCGUGUCGAAAUGGAGGAAUGGCAUGACCAGAUUCCUAAUGCUCCAGAUCUUGGGGAUGGCGCUCCAGUCGAUCGCAAGCCUCCGUAUUCGAUUAUCGGAUCCAUGCAGAUGGCUGGUCUAGGACCGAUAUCCUGGUGGUAG